CGCCACGAUGGAGGGCUGCAGCUGGAAGCAUAAAAUCUACGACACAACUCACCCGGAUCGUCAGUCAACUUUCCCCUCUAAACAAGGUCCAGCAAAUUCGCCCCAAAUUCAUCUCUUCGUUGGAAAGCUUUGUUCAGCUUGGCAAAAUGAGAGCCUCACUUUAUGCUGCACUUGGUGCCAUAGCUGCCACGAAGGUGGCUGGGCAUUCUCUGUUCCAGGCCCUUUGGGUUGAUGGCGUCGACAUGGCUGAUCAAUGUGUUCGGAUGCCCAGCUCUAACAGCCCGGUCACGAAUGUUAACAGUGCCGACAUUCGAUGCAACGUGGGAGGCACCAGGGGUGUUUCAGGCAAAUGUGCGGUGAAGCCUGGCAGCACCGUGACAAUUGAGAUGCACGCGCAACCCGGUGACCGAAGUUGCGGCAGUGAAGCGAUCGGAGGAGCCCACUAUGGCCCGGUUAACGUCUACAUGAGCCAAGUUCCAGACGCCUCAACAGCAGACGGAUCGACUCCGUGGUACAAGAUCUUUGCCGACUCCUGGUCUGCGAAAGGCUCGGUAGGCGACGGUGAUAACUGGGGAACGAAUGAUCUCAACUCCUGCUGUGGCAAGAUGGACGUCCCGAUCCCCGCGGAUACUCCUGAUGGCGACUAUCUCCUCCGAGCCGAAGUCAUCGCCUUGCACACGGCAUCCUCGGCCGGCGGCGCGCAAUUCUACGUUUCCUGCUACCAGAUCACGGUCGCUGGCGGCUCCGCCAGGGCUGCCGCCCUACCAGCCGGCGUUUCGCUUCCCGGAGCGCUUAAGAGCAGCGACCCGGGCAUCCAGAUCAACAUCCACGCGAAGAUAUCCGAGUACGUGAACCCCGGGCCGGACGUCAUCGCCAGCGGUACCACCAAGGUCGCCGGCUCGGGCUGUGCCAGCGGCUGCGCGAAGACUUGCUCCGUCGGAUCCGGACCCGUCGGGACUGCUAUCGGCGCGGCCCCUAAGCCGACUUCGGGCGCUGGCUCUGGUGCCGGUGGCGAGGUUGGCUGCGCUCAAUCGAGAUAUCAACAGUGCGGUGGAGAGGGCUAUACUGGCUGCACGACGUGUGCUGAUGGCCUUACCUGCCAAGAUGUCUCUGCGCCGUACUACUCGCAGUGCGCGUAAGGGGUUAGAGUAGGUAGGGGGUAUCUGAAGGACAUGGUCGUUCGUUGAUAUAGGGGUCUAAUGAAGAUACCUUCUAUAGCAUAUAA
Annulohypoxylon truncatum is the source of this 1225-nucleotide messenger RNA. Its product is annotated as carbohydrate-binding module family 1 protein. Gene Ontology annotation, biological process: carbohydrate metabolic process. The transcript has 3 exons. Bases 147 to 1139 code for a protein of 330 amino acids. The record is from RefSeq and is a predicted model, not a curated record. Gene Ontology annotation, cellular component: extracellular region. NCBI's taxonomy places the organism in Eukaryota, Fungi, Ascomycota, Sordariomycetes, Xylariales, Hypoxylaceae. Gene Ontology annotation, molecular function: cellulose binding.